Messenger RNA from Westerdykella ornata, 450 nucleotides. RefSeq lists its product as uncharacterized. The record is from RefSeq and is a predicted model, not a curated record. The transcript is spliced from 3 exons. Bases 1 to 450 code for a protein of 149 amino acids. Gene Ontology annotation, molecular function: protein binding. NCBI's taxonomy places the organism in Eukaryota, Fungi, Ascomycota, Dothideomycetes, Pleosporales, Sporormiaceae.
AUGGAAAACACCACAUUUAUUACCAUCCAUGUGGAUAUUCUUGGACAUACCCCUGACGAGAUUGUCAACACUUCGGUUUGGGACCGGUUCCAUCCCGACGAUGUUCCCUUUGUCAAAAUGAAGCACAAGCGAGGAGUGACUAUGGACAAAGCAGCCGUACUCGCCUACGCGCGCAUUCAGGACCGCCGUAGUCACUAUGUUACAUGCGAAUGCUGCUUCUCUGUCGUAUACGAUGUCAUGGUGUGUCGCACCUCCAUUUACUGUUAUAGUCACAGCAGCCAGAAGCGCGCCAUGGACGCACCCUUGAUACGGCGACUAUUCACCUCCUCUCCAGAAGAUCCACGCUAUCACAAGAUUUCCCAUCUGUCAAGCAAGUUCUCGCUGACAGAUAAGAAGCAGACUCAUGAACCACUUUGGAGCAAUUCGGCAUCUAUUUGGCAACGGACAUAG